Carassius auratus (goldfish) is the source of this 727-nucleotide messenger RNA. RefSeq names its product somatolactin beta (gene smtlb). Gene Ontology annotation, biological process: positive regulation of receptor signaling pathway via JAK-STAT; response to nutrient levels; positive regulation of tyrosine phosphorylation of STAT protein. Lineage: Eukaryota; Metazoa; Chordata; Actinopteri; Cypriniformes; Cyprinidae. The transcript is spliced from 5 exons. Bases 1 to 690 code for a protein of 229 amino acids. Gene Ontology annotation, molecular function: growth hormone activity; growth hormone receptor binding. Gene Ontology annotation, cellular component: extracellular region. The record is from RefSeq and is a predicted model, not a curated record.
AUGAAGAAAACUACAGUUCUACAGGUCUGUGUGGCAUUUGUGCUCUGCUCAAUGUGGGCAGUGGCCGGAUCUCCUGUGGACUGUCCAGGCCAAGAUACUGAAGGAACGUCCUGCACCAUCUCAAUUGAGAAGCUCCUGGAACGAGCUGUUCAACAUGCAGAGCUCAUUUACCGCUUCUCAGAGGACUCCAAAUUGAUGUUUGACGAGAUGCUCAUUUCAUACGGAAUGAAUCUGCAUAUUCCCGAAGGGACCAUGUGUGCUCCUAAAACGGUGCCGGUUCCUUUGUCUAAAAGUGAAAUCCAAGAGAUUUCCGACAAAUGGAUCCUUCACUCGAUCCUGAUUCUGGCCCAGUUCUGGAUUGAUCCACUGGUAGAAGUACAGGCAUCUCUUGAGAGUUAUGAGAAUGUCCCAAGUGCCCUGCUUACCAGGAGCAAAUGGAUAUCUACCAAACUAAUGAGCCUGGAACAGGGUAUAAUUGUUCUCAUUAGACAGAUACUGGGUGAAGGUAGUUUGGCAUUGGAGGGUCCUGAACAGACAUCCGAUCGCUUUGUGUCUUCUAGUAUACUUGAAACUGUGAGAAGAGAUUACAGUGUGAUCUACUGCUUCAGGAAAGAUGCGCACAAGAUGCAGACUUUCCUCAAACUGCUGAAGUGCCGCCAGAUCGAUAAGGAGAAUUGCUCUCUUUUCUAACUUAAAAAUAAUGAUAAUAAUUCUAUGUUAUUUUCAG